AUGGCGUCCGCCGACGUCCUCGAGCUCAUCGCGGGCUACGUGUCCUGCCCGUUCACACUCCUCGCGCUGCUCGAGCUGCUGCCUCUGCAAGCGCUCUCGCGGCCCUUCCAGUGCUUGCGCCGGCUCGCAACCACGGUGCCCGUCGCGCGUCUCUGGCCCGAGCUCUCGUACGCGGCGGUCGCGGCCGAAGCCGAUGCGUUCGUCCUCGGCAUGGUCUGGCUCAAGCGUGUGCACGUGCUUCGCCUUGACGUGUGGCCGCGCGCCGAGCACAUUUCGAUCCUCUCGCACCUGCCGAUGACGGUGUCUGUCGCAAUGCCCGUUCCGAUCGCGAUUGCGUCUGCCUGGCACGGCCGCCAGCUCACAGCCUGCGCGCUCCACAUUCGCCGCGGCGACAAGGAGGCGCACCUCGAGGCGGUGGCCGCUUGGAUACGGUCGGCGCCGCAGCUCCGGCGGCUGCUCCUGUCGUUCGACAGCGCGGUUGCGACGCCCGCCACGGAAGCGCUGGUGCGGGCCAUUUGCAGCCUCAAGACGCUCACGUCGCUGCACUUGGACGUCUUUUGGCUCGACACGUGUCCGCCUUUUGUGCUGCAGCAACUCUUGCGCUGGCUUGGCCGGCACCGCGCCAUCGACGUCGGCUUCGGCAACCUCCGGGGCACGACGGCGUUGGCGCGCGCACUCCACGCGGCCCCGUCCGUGCAGUCGGUCACGUUUUCCGAAACCGAGCACAUGGCCAGCGUCCGACGCCUGCCAUACGCCCGACGGCUCGCGUCAGCGCUGCUCGGCGCGCAGCUCACGCACCUCGCACUGCGUCUCGAGACGGACCUCGUCGACGUCGUCACGUCCAUUGCGUCGCUCUCGCAUCUCGAAAGCCUGCACAUCAAGGCGCGUCCGCUGCCGCCGGUGACGGCCGAUUCGCUCGCCGCCACGGUGGCCGACCUCCCGCGCCUGAGUGCGUUCAAGUUUGA
Saprolegnia parasitica CBS 223.65 is the source of this 965-nucleotide messenger RNA. The record is from the annotation of a RefSeq genome assembly. NCBI's taxonomy places the organism in Eukaryota, Oomycota, Saprolegniomycetes, Saprolegniales, Saprolegniaceae.